Messenger RNA from Eleginops maclovinus (Patagonian blennie), 4308 nucleotides. It is a transcript of the gene adcy2b, whose product is annotated as adenylate cyclase 2b (brain). The transcript has 25 exons. The record is from RefSeq and is a predicted model, not a curated record. The coding region runs from base 373 to 3726 and encodes 1117 amino acids. Gene Ontology annotation, cellular component: plasma membrane. NCBI's taxonomy places the organism in Eukaryota, Metazoa, Chordata, Actinopteri, Perciformes, Eleginopidae. Gene Ontology annotation, biological process: cAMP biosynthetic process; intracellular signal transduction; adenylate cyclase-activating G protein-coupled receptor signaling pathway. Gene Ontology annotation, molecular function: adenylate cyclase activity.
AGUAACAUGUUGCCUGGUCAGAGCUACAGCGCAGAGGCUCUCCAUCCGACCGGACAAAAAUAAACAAGAAGGAGAAGCAAGAGGAACUCAUCUCUCGCCUUGGCUGUCUGACCACCUUCUCGGAGAAGAAGAGGAGGAGGGAGAUUGGUUUUCACACUGUCCUGACUCAGUUUGUCACCUCAAGCUGGAGAAGCGGCAGAGGAUGCUGGUAAAAGUUGUCUCUCCUCCACUCAGCCGCCCAUCCAUCCCUCACAGCUGACCAAACUUUUUUUGAAACCGUAAAGCAGGAGUAGGAGGUGGUGGACUGUUGCUUCUGUGUGUUUGGGUCAGUAAUAAACAGAAGCAGCACCAUCCUCCUGGAGGGAGCUACCCAUGUGGCAGGAGGCUCUGUGGACCCGCGGACGCUACCUGCUGGAGAAGAACGAUGGCGGCGAGGCUGGCGAGGGGCCCGAGAGCCUGGGGGACGGGUGCCCGGGGUUCCAGGGUGAGGUGUGUGUGGAGGGUGAGAAGCCCCAGGACUGGCUGUACGAGUCCUACUACAGGAUGAGCCAGCAGCACCCGCUCAUCGUGUUCCUGCUGCUGAUCGUCAUGGGAACCUGCCUCGCAUUGCUCGCCGUGUUCUUCGCUUCGGGACUGAACACAGAGGACCACCUGACGUUCUUGAUCACGGUGCCCGCUGCGCUCUUCCUCUUCCUGUCCAUCUUCAUCCUCGUCUGCAUCGAGUCGGUCUUCAAGCGGAUGCUCCGCCUCUUCUCUCUCCUUAUAUGGGCAUGUCUGGUCACCAUGGGUUACCUGUUCAUGUUCUCAGGAGGGAUACUCAGCCCCUGGGACCAGGUGUCCUUCUUCCUGUUCAUCGUGUUUGUCGUCUACACCAUGCUGCCCUUCUCCAUGAGAGGAGCCAUUAUCGCCAGCGCCAUCACCUGCUUCUCGCACACCGUCACCCUGAGCAUCUGCCUGGCCUCCACCGCCACAAAACUGGAGCCUCUCGUGUGGCAGAUCUUAGCCAACGUGAUCAUCUUCACAUGUGGAAACUUGGCCGGGGCGUACCACAAACACCUGAUGGACCUGGCCCUCAAACAGACCUACCAAGACACCUGCAACUGCAUCAAGUCCCCCAUUAAACUGGAGUUUGAGAAGCACCAACAGGAGCGUUUACUGUUGUCCUUACUGCCAGCUCACAUAGCCCGGGUGAUGAAAGCGGAGAUCAUCCAGAGGCUGCAGGGACCGAACUUUGGUCGAACCGAGAGCACCAACAACUUCCACAACCUCUAUGUGCAGCGACACACCAACGUCAGCAUUCUGUAUGCAGACAUCGUUGGCUUCACCAGGCUGGCCAGUGACUGCUCCCCCGGGGAACUGGUGCACAUGCUGAAUGAACUUUUUGGCAAAUUUGACCAAAUUGCAAAGGAAAACGAGUGUAUGCGAAUCAAGAUCCUGGGAGAUUGUUACUACUGUGUGUCCGGUCUGCCUGAGUCACUGCCUCACCACGCCAGAAACUGCGUGAAGAUGGGCUUGGAUAUGUGUGAGGCCAUCAAGAAGGUCCGCGAUGCCACUGGAGUCGACAUCAACAUGCGUGUCGGUGUUCACUCCGGGAACGUCCUGUGUGGCGUGAUUGGCCUCCGCAAGUGGCAGUACGACGUGUGGUCACAUGACGUAACGCUGGCCAAUCACAUGGAGGCGGGAGGUGUGCCAGGAAGGGUCCACAUCUCUUCAGUGACGCUGGAGCAUCUGAAGGGCUCCUAUAAGGUGGAGCCUGGAGACGGGCUGAGCCGGGACUCGUACCUGAAAGAACAUGGCGUGAUCACCUACCUGGUCAUCAACCCAAAGACUGAGAGGCACAGUCCUCUGCUGGGUGUUCGCUCUCGACCCUCUCUCGAUGGGGGGAAGAUGAGAGCGUCUGUCAGGAUGACCCGGUACCUGGAGUCCUGGGGCGCCGCCAAGCCCUUCGCCAACCUCCACCAUCGAGACAGCAUGACCACGGACAACGGCAAGAUCAACACAACAGACGUUCCAAUGGGGCAGUACCACUUCCAGAGACGAGAAAGGUCCAAAUCUCAAAGGAGGAGGUUUGAGGAGGAACUCAACGAAAGAAUGAUUCGCACCAUCGACGGCAUCAACUCGCAGAAACAGUGGCUGAAGUCUGAAGACAUCCAGAGGAUCUCUUUGUUCUUUCACAACAAAGCUCUGGAGAAAGAGUACAGAUCCACCACAUUACCAGCCUUCAAGUAUUACGUCACCUGCGCCUGCCUCAUAUUCUGCUGCAUGUUCAUUGUGCAGGUCCUCGUCCUGCCAAAAACUGCUGUGCUGGGGAUCUCCUUUGGCCUGGCGUUCCUGCUCUUGGCAUUGAUCCUGCUCCUUUGCUUCGCUGGUCACAUACUGCAGGGGAAGAAGGGCUCCUUCUGCUCCUUCACCUGGUUCCCCACUUCCUCCCGCAUCAUCGUCACCAACAACCCCUGGCUGCGAUUGGUCCUCACCAUGAUGACCACAGCUCUCAUACUUGUGAUGGCGGUAUUCAAUAUGUUUUUCGUGGAGGACCCUGGAGGAUCGGUGGGGGAGGUCCUGACAACGAAUCCACCUGUGAAUAUAUCUAAUGACACCCUGCUGGACUACGUGGAAGAAAACACAGGAGAAAACAAGUUUUAUCUGCCAUACUUCAUCUACUGCUGUAUACUGGGGCUGGUGUCAUGCUCGGUGUUCCUGAGGAUAAACUACGAGCUGAAGAUGGUGGUGAUGCUGGUUGCAGUGGUGAUCUACAACAUCAUCAUCCUCCAGACACACGCCUCUCUGCUGGAUGCAUUCAGCAAAGCACUGUACCCCACCAAUACUCUCGAUAGACCAGGAGUGCUGAAGGAUCUGAAGACGAUGGGCUCUGUGUCUCUCUUCAUCUUCUUCAUCACAUUGCUGGUAUUAGCCAGGCAGAAUGAAUAUUACUGUAGGUUGGACUUCCUCUGGAGGGACAAGUUCAAGAGGGAGUGUGAGGAGAUCGAAACCAUGGAGAACCUCAACCGGGUUCUGCUGGAGAACGUUUUACCCGCACACGUCGCCGAACACUUCCUGGGACGCAACUGGAAAAAUGAGGACCUUUAUCAUCAGUCCUACGAGUCCGUGUGUGUGAUGUUCGCCUCCAUCCCGGACUUCAAAGAGUUUUAUACCGAGUCUGAUGUCAAUAAGGAGGGACUGGAGUGCCUCCGUCUUCUCAACGAGAUCAUAGCAGACUUUGAUGAGCUGCUGUCCAAACCAAAGUUCAGCGGAGUGGAGAAGAUAAAGACCAUCGGCAGCACCUACAUGGCUGCAACCGGACUGAAUGUGACACCGGGACCAGAGUGCGCACAGGAACAUGACAGACAGUACAUGCACAUUGGCACCAUGGUGGAGUUUGCCUUUGCUCUUGUGGGGAAGCUAGAUGUCAUCAACAAACACUCCUUCAAUGAUUUCAGACUCAGAAUUGGUAUAAACCACGGGCCAGUGAUCGCAGGGGUCAUCGGGGCCCAGAAACCUCAGUACGACAUCUGGGGAAACAGUGUGAACGUGGCCAGUAGGAUGGAGACCACGGGGGUUCUGGGAAAAAUACAAGUAACAGAGGAGACGAAUAGUAUCUUAUCCACACUCGGGUACAUGUGUUCGUGUCGGGGCAUCAUUAACGUGAAGGGCAAAGGAGAGCUGAAGACCUUCUUUGUCCACACAGAGAUGACCCGAUCUCUUUCACAAGGAACCGUGAUGCCUUGAGCGGGCAGAACAAAAACAAUCAUACGCAAAGUGGCCGUAGAUAUUUCAUGCGCCAUAACAUAAACCCAUUACCAGCAGCAGCCUACAUUGGAUAGGCGAUUGUUGAGAAGCAGUUUUUUCUUUAGCAAUAGCAUCACAACAUUAGAGGAGAAACGUCGCAGUCCUUCAACGCUGCACUUUGGAUUUUUUUAUAAACUUGAGUGUGACCAAGACGUUGCCCUGAGGAGUCUCUUCACUGUCUAAAGGAGUGCCUGACUAAAGAGAGGUUUGCUCUCAAGGAACGCAGUCGCCCGUCUGUACAGUAGUAGUGGUGUGGAGCUAAUUGCCAGUGUUGCAGAGCUUCAGAGCCUUAUACUUGAGCUGCCUGCAGAGCUGUGUGUUCUUUUUAUAUAUCUGCCUGUUUGGCACUGUGAGCCGGUUUGUUCCAUUCUAUCCUAAAUAGAUGUUAAAAUAGCUGUUUAUCAUUUAGAGAGCGAUGGUGCAAUGGGUAGUUUGCCAAAACCUGUGAAUUGUAUUUAUAGCGCUUUAAAGAGAAAUGGUUUUUUUUUUAGAACCAACAGCAAUGUGUGUAGAAUGUCAACU